AUGCUUGUAAGGAGAGUGGCGAGGCGCUCGUUCUCCUCGGUGCCCACCAGCACCACUGGAGCAACCUCCGACGUCGCCACCGGUUCCAAAUACGAGGAGUCAAGCUGCCUCGCCAAGGUGCACCACGUCGAGGGCAUCUGGCGUGCCCCGCGCAAGCUCCCGUACACGAAGGAGGAAUUCGACCGCGCGUACCCGCCGAACUACCAGAAGAUGCGCAUCGGCCUCCCCGAUUCCGGGACCGUGCACGCGAAGUACAUCGACCCCCGCUACGACGAGAUGUCGCCGCUGGUGUGGACCGGCAUCCUCAUGUCGCCGAUCAUAAUUUGGGGCGGCAUCGAGACCUACUACCACUACUUCCCCGGGGAGCCUGGUGGGCACCAUUGA
Molecule: messenger RNA, 384 nt
Organism: Babesia bigemina
Lineage: Eukaryota; Apicomplexa; Aconoidasida; Piroplasmida; Babesiidae
Exons: 1
Coding region: 1-384 (127 amino acids)
Source: RefSeq, a predicted model, not a curated record